This is a messenger RNA of Exophiala aquamarina CBS 119918, 297 nucleotides long. RefSeq lists its product as uncharacterized. Gene Ontology annotation, biological process: attachment of spindle microtubules to kinetochore. The coding region runs from base 1 to 297 and encodes 98 amino acids. The transcript has a single exon. The record is from RefSeq and is a predicted model, not a curated record. NCBI's taxonomy places the organism in Eukaryota, Fungi, Ascomycota, Eurotiomycetes, Chaetothyriales, Herpotrichiellaceae. Gene Ontology annotation, cellular component: DASH complex.
AUGGCCAGCAACAGCACAAACACCAAACAAUCUCUUUCCCGCCCCUCAUCCGGGACCUCAUUCAACGCGACCUCAACCAACAAGAACCGUCAAUACGCGCAUCUUCAUGCCCAGCUUGCCCAGCUCAAUGCUCAUCUUGCCGACACAGAGAACCUUGUACGCAUGACGGCCGUGCAGGCACAAGAUAUGCGCUUUUUGGGUGGAUACGUUGGUGCCUUGUUCAUGGGCAGCGCUAAAGUCCUGGGUGAAGAGAGUGUGCAGGGCAAGGGAAGACAGAAUGACGAGGGGAUGAAAUGA